CGGGCCCGCCCUCGCCUCUUUCGUGGGGAGGAAGCGAGGUCCCCGGGAGGAAGGAAUGGAUUUGGUUUACACGUAAAGAAUAUAGCCAUCUGGCGGUUUGCGGUCCCUGGACCUGCCCCGAAGGUGGGAAGGAAGCCUUUCACAUUGGACUAAGGUUUUAAUCAUUAGUGGUGGGAGGCGGGGAGGAUAUGCCGGGCCCUAAAGAGCAGUAGUCCCCGAGAACAAAGAAUUACAGAGCACCCACAAACCGUAAUCUCGUUCAAAGUACUGUAACAAGAUAAUUUAAACAAGAUAGGUAGCAGGCGACCUUUUAAAAAAAAAUGGCAUCCCACUAACCCGCAUGUGCUCCACAGUUCCAUGGUUCGUGCCACCAAUCACUGGGCUGGGUUCAGCUCUCCUAGUAUGUAAACUAAUAAGCAACAAAGUGAAGAGGUAAACUGAUCAAUAUAAAUGGCAUUAAUAAUAGGGAUUUUAUUUGUAAAGUAUUGAAAGUUUAGUCAGAAUUCCUUACAAGGCAGUUUUUCCUUGCCCGCUCUCCCCUAGUAGCUUUAUUUAAGGAUUAUAUUGAUGCAAAAGUGGUUGUUGAUGCCAGUGAAAGGGGAAGGGGGUGGAGGGAGGGACUACUGCUUUUCUUGGAUACAAAUUUGCAUUUCUUCAAACAUAGAACAGAUGUAUGCAUUCCCUUGAGCUUUUACACAUAUCGUGACCUGACUUUAAGAAAAGGCAAAAAUAUACCAUAUGAGUUGAUAGUGUUCUUUAAUAUAUUUGAUCUGAAUAUAUACUGAACUGUUCGGGUGAGUGAUUGUGGUGAGGUGUGUUUCCCAUCCUCCUCCCCCCCUUCCAAGCAAAAUACCUAAAUAUGUAUAGCUUCUAUAUUUUAAACUAAAGUGUUCCGAAGAUAUAUAUAUAUAUUUUUUUUUGCAAAGACGCUCAAGGAAAUAACUCAUAGCUCCAAGGAAGGAAUUUUAUGGGCAGUAUUGAGGUUAAAAAGAGGACAAUAUUUGAAAAAAAAUUAGAAAUUGCUUUUAAGAUUAUAGCAGAGUAGACAACAUCAGGCAGUCUUUGCUGCCUGGACCUUUUUAAUGGCAUUUAAAAAAUCCAGUUCGGUGACUACAAUUUUUUCUGCUAUUUACUAGAUUUCAUGCUGGAAUGCAUGUAAAUAUUUCUUCUCCGUCUAAAAUUAACAGUGAAAGGGUGUGUUUUUGUUUUGCCCACGUCGCAACCCCCAUUUAAUUGUUUCACUUGAGAAAAGGAAAAGAGCAAAUGAAAAAUGGAGAUUGUUGACAUUGGCAAAGCCAUCUUUUUAGAGGCAUUCUUAAGCACCACUGACAACACAGUUCUGACAGUAUUUCAUGACAAUGGAUGGUGACAGUUCUACAACAGAUGCUUCUCAACUAGGAAUUUCUGCAGACUAUAUUGGAGGAAGUCAUUAUGUUAUACAGCCUCAUGAUGAUACUGAGGACAGCAUGAAUGAUCAUGAAGACACAAAUGGUUCAAAAGAAAGUUUCAGAGAACAAGAUAUAUAUCUUCCAAUUGCAAAUGUGGCAAGGAUAAUGAAAAAUGCCAUACCUCAAACGGGAAAGAUUGCAAAAGAUGCCAAAGAAUGUGUGCAAGAAUGUGUAAGUGAGUUCAUCAGCUUUAUAACGUCUGAAGCAAGUGAAAGAUGCCAUCAAGAGAAACGGAAGACAAUCAAUGGAGAAGAUAUUCUCUUUGCCAUGUCUACCUUGGGCUUUGACAGUUACGUAGAACCUCUGAAAUUAUACCUUCAGAAAUUCAGAGAGGCUAUGAAAGGAGAGAAAGGAAUCGGUGGAACAGUUACAGCCACAGAUGGACUAAGUGAAGAGCUUACAGAGGAGGCAUUUACUAACCAGUUACCAGCUGGUUUAAUAACUGCAGAUGGUCAACAACAAAAUGUUAUGGUUUACACAACAUCAUAUCAACAGAUUUCUGGUGUUCAGCAAAUUCAGUUUUCAUGAUCUGAAGAAAUGAUGGAAUGGGGAGUGUUGAAAAAGGAAAGAGGCUGUAUGAUUG
Trichechus manatus latirostris (Florida manatee) is the source of this 2031-nucleotide messenger RNA. RefSeq names its product nuclear transcription factor Y subunit beta (gene NFYB). The transcript has 8 exons. The record is from RefSeq and is a predicted model, not a curated record. Gene Ontology annotation, molecular function: RNA polymerase II cis-regulatory region sequence-specific DNA binding; protein heterodimerization activity; DNA-binding transcription activator activity, RNA polymerase II-specific. Bases 1353 to 1976 code for a protein of 207 amino acids. Gene Ontology annotation, biological process: regulation of transcription by RNA polymerase II. NCBI's taxonomy places the organism in Eukaryota, Metazoa, Chordata, Mammalia, Sirenia, Trichechidae. Gene Ontology annotation, cellular component: nucleus; CCAAT-binding factor complex.